This is a messenger RNA of Labrus mixtus (cuckoo wrasse), 3096 nucleotides long. RefSeq names its product nuclear receptor subfamily 2, group F, member 2 (gene nr2f2). The coding region runs from base 819 to 2090 and encodes 423 amino acids. Gene Ontology annotation, biological process: anatomical structure development; negative regulation of transcription by RNA polymerase II; cell differentiation. The transcript has 3 exons. Lineage: Eukaryota; Metazoa; Chordata; Actinopteri; Labriformes; Labridae. Gene Ontology annotation, molecular function: retinoic acid binding; zinc ion binding; RNA polymerase II cis-regulatory region sequence-specific DNA binding. The record is from RefSeq and is a predicted model, not a curated record.
GCAGCAGUCGUGUCAAAGUUCACUAUAUAGAGAGCUCAGUGAGCUGAUCAGAGAGAAAGCAUUCUGCCAGCCCGGCUCCUACCAAUCGCAAAUCACUUCCUAACCUCCGCCUUUUUAACAUAUUUGAUCACUUUGAUUCAGAGCUCCUUUUUCCGAUUAUUUUUCGGUCCACGGAGGAGGUUUUCUAGGUUGUGAUCUCUGUUUUUUGUUUUUUUUGUUUUUUAGUGCUUUCGCUUUUUUGUGAGUGUGUGCGUUGGGGAGAGUUGUCUUCAUAUUCCAGCCUCUCAAAAACAUUGGCUUGAGCCGCGCGUUUGCUUGGCGCUGCACCUCAGAGGAAAGAAAAGGAAGAAGACGCGAUUUUUUUUACCCAGUUGGUUGAUUUUCUUCAAGACUUGUGCUGGAACUUGAUAGUAGCUGCUACAGGGUGCUUCACCGAUUGUUUCAUGCUGCUGCAGGCGCGCUCUCUCCAACCUGCUCCAUCCUCCUCUGAGUAAUCCAUGCUACCUCGGUUGGGUAUUUGAAUAUUUAGCCUGUCUUCUCCCAUUGAUGGCUGUGCUGGAUGGCUGACUGUAAGCGCCCCUGGACUUGGCCUUUAAGCGCAAGGCAGCGAAUCAGCUCGCCAUCGCAUCAGUUUUGAAAACGUGCUUCGCAGCGUCUCCAACAGCAAUAAAUCGACAGUUCUUUUUUCGGGAGUGGAUUCAACGUAGGCUAGAUUUUGACAUUUUGUGUGUCACAGUUUUGCCUCGUUUCCCAGAGACAUUCUCCUCCCGCGACAGCAAAACGGCAGACAAAAAGUUUCUUUACGUUGACUGAUAGAUAUGGCAAUGGUAGUGUGGAGAGGCUCCCAGGACGAUGUGGCUGACACCCAAGGCACCCUUUCCUCGCAGACCCAAGGAGGACUAUCUCUUCCCACCCCUCAGCCAGGCCAGUUGAGUCUGACAGCCUCUCAGGUCGCCCCUCCGACCCCUCAGACGCCGGUCCAAGGACCCCCGAACAACACGCAGUCCACGCCGUCGAACCAGACGUCGCAGCAGUCGGAGAAGCAGUCGCAGCACAUUGAGUGUGUGGUGUGUGGGGAUAAAUCCAGUGGCAAACACUAUGGCCAGUUUACUUGCGAGGGCUGCAAAAGCUUCUUCAAACGGAGCGUACGACGGAACCUCACUUACACAUGUCGUGCCAACAGGAAUUGUCCAAUCGACCAACACCACCGCAAUCAGUGUCAGUACUGCCGCCUCAAAAAAUGCCUCAAAGUCGGCAUGAGACGGGAAGUUUCUCUUUUUACUGCAGCCGUGCAAAGGGGACGGGUGCCACCCACACAGCCACAUCAUGGUCAGUUCGCCUUGACAAAUGGAGACCCACUGCACUGCCAUUCCUACUUAUCCGGAUAUAUCUCUCUUCUGUUGAGAGCGGAGCCCUAUCCGACGUCCCGGUAUGGCAGCCAAUGCAUGCAGCCCAACAACAUCAUGGGCAUCGAGAACAUUUGUGAACUAGCAGCCAGGAUGCUGUUCAGCGCCGUGGAGUGGGCCAGGAAUAUUCCCUUCUUUCCAGACCUGCAGAUCACAGACCAGGUGGCUCUGCUGAGGUUGACGUGGAGUGAGUUAUUUGUGCUGAACGCGGCGCAGUGCUCCAUGCCGCUGCAUGUGGCUCCUCUCCUGGCGGCGGCUGGCCUGCACGCCUCCCCCAUGUCCGCGGACAGAGUGGUGGCCUUUAUGGACCACAUUAGGAUCUUCCAGGAACAAGUGGAGAAGCUCAAGGCUUUGCACGUUGACUCUGCUGAAUAUAGCUGCUUAAAGGCAAUUGUGCUCUUCACCACAGAUGCUUGCGGCCUCUCAGAUGUGGCCCAUGUGGAAAGUUUGCAGGAGAAGUCCCAGUGCGCCCUGGAGGAAUACGUCCGGAGCCAGUACCCCAACCAGCCCACACGCUUUGGGAAGUUGUUACUCCGCUUGCCUUCCCUCCGCACAGUCUCUUCCUCGGUCAUAGAACAGUUAUUUUUCGUCCGAUUGGUAGGUAAAACCCCCAUUGAAACUCUCAUCAGGGAUAUGUUGCUGUCGGGGAGCAGUUUUAACUGGCCUUACAUGUCAAUUCAGUAAACCAAGAAGGAGACGAACAAACAAAAGGUGGGGCUGGGGAGGGGAAGGGGAGGAGGGUCGCGGGGCUGCGAGACUACAAUGAUUAUAGCUGCUUUUGUGGAAGGAAUAAAAAAAAGCAACCGGCUGUUACACGGGGCUGGCUUUCAUGAAGAAAGACUUUGACGUAAAUGACUGUGAAUCCCCCCCCCCCCCCCCCCCCCCAAUGCUCCCCCAAAAAAAUUGAGACAUCCACUGAACUUUCAAAAUGGCAGAAACAAGCUCCCAGAACAACCUGCUUCGAUUCAUUUUUUCUAAUGAAAGAAGAAAUGAGGGGGGUGGAGGGGAUUUUUUGUUGAUCUUCGUGAGGAAAAUUUAAGUAUUAAGUGCAUUUAAAAAUGAUAAUUUGGUUUCAAAAAAGGAAAAAAACUGGAGAAAGGGAAAAUACGAAAACGUGAAUUUUUCUUUUCUCUAAAUGACUUGUCCUGUGUCCAUGUAUAGCUGUGUUUUGUACUUUCUUUGUUCCUCCUUUCUGGUUCCAAACCGGCCUAUGUGAUUUCUGUAGUACAGGUGGUGUUAUUUUCUAAGACAAUGAUUUUAUUUUGAAAAGGUGAAAUGAUGUUGAAAAAAACGUUCUAAAAAGAAUUAAAACCACAGCAAUAGGAGUAUAGGCUUAUAAACUAGGCUUAAUGCUGCAAGCGCACUUAUAUUGUUAGGAUGACCAACACCAUGAGGGAGUUUGUGGAGUUCAUGUUCAACUUUAUGACCCAGUGAAAAAUACUUUUUUUUUUUUUUUUAGAAAAUAUAUUUUCCAAAUUGUUUGCUGGAGGGUCUUUCCCAGUUCAUCUAGUUUGACUAUAUAUAAACAGUUCCCCAAUUUGAUAUAAUACAAAUACAAAUCCAACAAGUAGCCUGCUGUUGCUCUUUAAGCGUGACACGUGCACACAAGAGCGUGCGCAGUGAUUCAAGCUGCACUGAAAUCAUACCUGACUUCUCUAAAAAAAAAAAUUAAAAAAAAUUAAAAAAACUU